Messenger RNA from Schistocerca piceifrons (Central American locust), 951 nucleotides. RefSeq names its product brain acid soluble protein 1-like. Lineage: Eukaryota; Metazoa; Arthropoda; Insecta; Orthoptera; Acrididae. The transcript has a single exon. The coding region runs from base 1 to 951 and encodes 316 amino acids. The record is from RefSeq and is a predicted model, not a curated record.
AUGCCCGCUUUCUGCGUGAAGUGCGGCGAACAGCACGCCACUGAAGGGUGUGAAAAAACGGGAAUCCCGCACAAAGACUUCACACCCAAGUGCAAACUGUGUGGCGAAGAACAUUGCGCCAACUACAGAGGUUGCACGAAACAUAAGGCGUACGCGGCCCGCGCACGCGGGAACGACGCACAGCAACGCAGAGUUCCGGCGGGAAACUCUCACCCACGUGGAGCCCCAGCGCCCGCCAACAGCCGGACAAAGAGACGACGCGGCCGCAGAGGCCGCGCCACGGGAAGAGCGCAUUCCAGAGCGGUCGUCAACCCCGGCCAGCAGCAGGGGAACUCCAACGCCCGGAACAAAGAACCGCAGCGGCCCCACAGGCAGCCGCAGAACUCCGCCCCGGCAGCAAAAAUAAAUGGCGGACCUGCUCCGCACGCCGCCAUACUCCAGGUACCUGUGCGCCAACCCACUGCCCCUGCAGCAGCUCACCAGGCCGUAGCUCCGCCCUCCCCGCCGCAGCGCGCGGCCAUGACGGCGGCGCAGCGGCUGGUAGCCCCGCCUCCUGCGCCCCUGCCACGGCAAGCGGCCCCCCCGGCCGCUCCUCGCAGCAGCCGGGCGGACCAAUCAGCACCGCCCGCCCCGGACCAGGCCAGCAUGGCGGACUUCCCCGAACCGCGAUGGCGGCAGCAGCGGCCAACCACGGUUCAGCAGCAACCUCCACGGCAGCAGCGGCCAACCACGGUACAGCAGCAAACUCCCGCAGCCCACGUCGACGCCAGCCAACAAAAUGGCGGCAACCGGGAGACGGGAAGCGACCAUGUUGUCGGCCCCCGACAAGAUGGCGACCGCAUUGACCGUCUCCUCGACGCAAUGCAGCUCAUGAUGGCUCGCAUGUCCGAGCUAAUGGCCGCAGUACAUCAGGUACUCGCCGUUGCAACAUCCUCAGCCCAGCAUGCCUGA